Molecule: messenger RNA, 3054 nt
Organism: Aureobasidium melanogenum CBS 110374
Lineage: Eukaryota; Fungi; Ascomycota; Dothideomycetes; Dothideales; Saccotheciaceae
Product: PLC-like phosphodiesterase
Exons: 1
Coding region: 1-3054 (1017 amino acids)
Biological process (GO): phosphatidylinositol-mediated signaling; lipid metabolic process
Molecular function (GO): phosphatidylinositol-4,5-bisphosphate phospholipase C activity
Source: RefSeq, a predicted model, not a curated record
AUGUCCAAAGGUACUGGUCUCAUUCGUCGAUUGUCUCGUGGUGCCCACAACAGACUCAGGCGAAGACCUUCCACCACACAAACCAAUCGCAUACGCGAUCAAAGCGCUGGCCCUGUCUUAGUACGCAGAAGGAGCGAUAGCACUGGACAAUCUGACCUAACUGGCGACAUGUCGGAUCUCGACCUCGGACGUACUUCAGAGGACGGCAAUGAAGAUACUGUCACCUCGUAUCCACCUCCGGAUUCCUCAAUAUCACAGGGUUUGCUUGCCAUGCGCAAGGCCUCAGCGACAAUGACUGAAGGUGGCGUUGCACCAACCAUUUCAUCCGUGCUGGAGCAAGGUACGUGGCUCACCAAGGUUACCAAGAAGAAGCGGAAAGUACUUAAAUUCCGCUUGGACCCUCUGGCCGCCAAAGUGUGCUGGAAUCCGUCAAAUCCGUCCAAACAAUUCUACAUUGAUGAUGUCCGUGACAUUCGGGUCGGCGCAGAGGCAAAGACAUCGCGCCAGGAUAUCCAAAUCCCCCCUGACCAAGAGCGAUGCUGGAUCACCAUCGUUUACGACGCAUAUGAGCGAUCCAAGGGUAGUUCAAUCAAGACCAUGCAUCUCAUUGCUCCCAAUGACUAUAUUGUAAAGCUCUGGACUGAUGCGCUGAACGUCGUGUCACGCGAACGCAUUGAGAUCAUGAACGCGUUAUCAGCAAAUCCAGAAAAGAGCGAGCGUAGCAUGAGGAUGGCGUGGAAACAAGCCACGUCACGUAAGAAUCCUGAUGCCGAACCAAAAAUCGAUUUCGAGGACGCAAAGUGGAUCUGCCGCAAACUUGAGAUUAACUGCUCCAUUAACACCAUUCGUACACACUUCAACCAUGCGGACCAUGACUUGGUUGGAGAGCUCAACUACUCGCAAUAUCAAUACUUUGUCAAUCUGUUCAAGAUUCGCAAAGAUGUCCAAUCACUCUAUUACGGCAUCAAGCGCUCUGAUGAGCCAGAACUGAACCAAGAGGCCUUUCUCGAGUUCCUACGUAAUGAACAACACAUCGACGUCGAGAAAGAUCGUGCUUCGUGGGAAAACAAGUUUGAGCUUUAUUGCCGAAGCGCUUCUGGCAAACCGACCGAUCGUCAGGUACCUCCCACUAUGAAUUUGCAGGCAUUCCAGACCUUCCUAUCCUCCGGGUCGAACGGGGCCACUGCUUCAAUCAAGUCUGACCCUACACUUGAUCGUCCACUCAACGAGUACUUUAUCUCGAGCUCGCACAACACAUACCUUAUGGGUCGCCAAGUUGCGGGUUUGUCUAGUGUAGAGGGCUACAUAUCGGCUCUUGUCAAGGGCUGCAGAUGCAUUGAGAUUGACUGUUGGGACGGCAAAAACGGUCUGCCCAUCGUCAAUCAUGGUCGAACUUUGACCACUGAAGUCAUGUUCGAGGAUUGCAUUGCUGUCAUCUCGCGAUAUGCGUUUGCAUCUUCAGCCUAUCCCUUGAUCAUAUCGCUGGAGGUCCACUGUAAUCCAGAUCAACAGCUGCACAUGGUCAACAUCAUGAAGCUCUACUUUGGAGUCGCUUUGCUUACCACGCCCCUGGUUGACAACGCAUCUGUUUUGCCCUCACCAGAAGAGCUCAAGAACAAGAUUCUAAUCAAGGUCAAAGCAGCCUCACAGCAAUAUGGAGCACAUGAUCUGGCAGACAACCCCAGUACCCGGCAGAGAAGUUUCAGCUCACCUUUUAGUCGAGCUGCAGAGAACAGUGUUCCUCCAUCACCAUUGCAGAAUGCUGUGAAUGGUGACGGACUUGUCACGAAGUCAUCGAACACUUGGCCUGUCCUCCGCGGCUCUUCAUCUACUCAAAGCACAAUACCGUCAACAUCGAGCUCCUCUGAAGACAGUGAUAGUACACCCGCUUCUGUUGAUUCCAAAAAGAAAACAAACAACAAGAAGACCAGCAAUAUCGUGCCUGCUUUGGGUGCCCUCGGUGUUUACGCCUGCGGCAUCAAGUACUCUGGCUUCUCUGCUCAAGAAGCACGGACAUAUAACCACAUUUACUCCUUCGCCGAAAAUACGUUUGAUCGUAUCUCCAAAGAUCCCGAAGUCAAGAGUCAGCUCGAAAAACACAACUCACGAUACCUCAUGAGAGUUUAUCCUGCUGCCAUUCGUAUCGAUUCGUCAAACUUUAACCCUCUACAAUGUUGGAAGCGUGGCGUGCAAAUGGCAGCUCUGAACUGGCAGACCUAUGAUAUCCACAUGCAGAUGAACGAAGCCAUGUUCGCUGCUGGCACAGACCGAACUGGAUAUGUUCUUAAACCCGAGGAGAUGCGCCACAACAAACAAUCUCUAGCCAGUGGUUCCUUGCUCGACAGCUUGAAAUUACUCAAACGAGGAAAACAUUUGGUACAGUUCAGUGUCGAUAUCAUCUCAGCCCAACGACUCCCUCGACCUCGUAAUCACAAUCCUGAACUAGGCAUGAAUCCAUAUGUCGAGUUUGAGGUGUAUGCUGCUGAAGACAACAAGUCUCGUGGUUAUGCCAAGGUCGACGGAGGCAUUGAUAUUCAGCCUUCUGGUAUCGGGCCUUCGGUCAAGAGAAGGACUAGACUGAUCGAAGGCAAUGGAUUUGACCCAAACUUUGGCGAUUGCUUUAGAGUGUCCCUUGAGACAAAGUAUCCCAGCCUGGUAUUUGUCCGAUGCACAGUCUGGAACUCACCCGAUGGACGCAAUGCCUCAUCUAACAGCACGCUCCUUGCCACCUUCACCGCAAAACUCACCAGUCUUCAACAAGGCUACCGUCACCUCCCUCUCUUCAACUCUUACGGUGAACGCUAUCGUGACGCCAAACUGUUCGUCCGUAUCAAGAAAGAUUUACCGAUUGCUUUGUCAGCAACAGAAGUCGGACCCAUUGAUGAGUCUUCCCCUACAGUCCCUGGUCCGCGGGCGGAAUCCAUAAGACAAGGGUCAAGGUCAUGGUCCAGAAAGAUAUUCAAGCGAGCUUCGAGCGAAAGAAGACGAAGACCGCAAUGGCCUGAAUGGCAAGGACCCCUCAGCAGAACCUCCAGUACCGAACGAUAUUCAUGA